ACUAACACACUACAUCUAAAUCAUAUCUCCCUCUCUCUCUCUCUCUCAAUUCCAAAGCUCCAACGCCGGAAAAAGCUACCCAUUUCCAUGGAUUCCUCAAUCCUAUUCGUUGCUAUUCUUCUGCUUUCUGUGGGUGUAGAUAAAGCUCAUGCAGUAGCCACUGUAGGGGGCAGCGUCUUUUGCGACCAAUGCAAAGACGGGAAGCUAAGCCUCUUCGAUUACCCACUCAUCGGAGCCAAGGUAUCUCUGACAUGUCCGGGCAGCGACGGGAAGCCAACCGUUUUGAAGGAGGAGACAAGUAACUGGUAUGGUGGCUACGGGUUCAAGUUCGAUGAUAGCCCGGAUCUGAGGAAAUGCUCUGUCCAGGUCGUGCCGGGCAGCGGGCAGGUCUGUGGGGCAGCGGCAGGGCCUGCCCAGAGCGUCAAGCUUCUGUUCGAUGUGUGGAACUUGGAGGUGUACAUCGUGGAUGCGGUUCUCUCACAGCCUGCCAACCCCAGGCCCUUCUGCCAGAAAUCCUCGGGCAGCCCGGUGUCCGUACCAGCACUGGCCCCACCAACCCCACCAUCAGCUCAAUUGCCACCGUUUGGCCAGUUCCCGCCCAACACUCUUCCGCAAGGUUCCGUUUGUUCGCAUGAGAGCUGGUCCGUGCCACAGUAUAAAUGCUACUGGAAGGUUGUGGGACCCGAUACGAAGGUAGCCGUUGCUUUUGGGUUGGAAGCGGCUAUGAAAUACGGGACGGACAUGACCCUAUGGGAAGGGCUACAAGGGAAGGGCGACGUGUAUAGGACUCUCCUUAGGGAAGGCACCACUGCCCUUCUCAAUUCUUACAACAGUUAUCAAUUCGCUUACCCUACACUCAGUGUAAUCGCCCAAAUGAACCAGGCCAUGAUGGGGGGCCCACAACAAGCUCUCAAAAUUGCACUGAGGUUCAAGAGGGCCAAUCAUGGCAGUGCCAAUGUCCGCUGCAAUUUCUCUCCUUGUAAGUGAUCUAUUUAUAUAAAUUUAUACUAAGGAAUUAUAUGAUGUGGGACCUACGUCUUUUGCAUAGUAAACACACUGUUUUGCAAUUCUGACAAGUGGGGCCCCUUUUUUGUGUAAUCUGGAUCAUUGACUAACGGUCUGGAUUAGUAGAUUUUGGCCUGGAUCUUUCAAAAUUGAAAAUUUGUGUGUAUUAUGCAAAGAUGCUGGAUUCUUCAUCAUAUGGUUCCUCUUUAUACAUGUAGGAAUUUUAUUUGUAGCAGAACCGUCGUAAGUGCCGACUUGGUACGUAGGUUAAAUCUGGGACAUUCAUUAGGUGGUCUUCUAAGUUGACCUGUGAGCCACUCAUCAGGUGGGCCACACUGGAAGGCAUGCUAUCCUUUUAUUAUUAUUAUUAUUUUAGAAGUAUUGAGUAGUAUGUAUUGAUUGUUUCUUGAGCUUCAAAAUGAAUAAUAUUUAAUGAGAAAUUCUCCAAUUCAGUUAUGGUGCA
Molecule: messenger RNA, 1468 nt
Organism: Magnolia sinica
Lineage: Eukaryota; Viridiplantae; Streptophyta; Magnoliopsida; Magnoliales; Magnoliaceae
Exons: 3
Coding region: 88-987 (299 amino acids)
Source: RefSeq, a predicted model, not a curated record